Xiphias gladius (swordfish) is the source of this 6720-nucleotide messenger RNA. RefSeq names its product inositol polyphosphate-5-phosphatase F (gene inpp5f). Gene Ontology annotation, biological process: phosphatidylinositol dephosphorylation; regulation of endocytic recycling. Gene Ontology annotation, molecular function: phosphatidylinositol-4-phosphate phosphatase activity. The record is from RefSeq and is a predicted model, not a curated record. The transcript has 20 exons. Gene Ontology annotation, cellular component: clathrin-coated endocytic vesicle; early endosome. Lineage: Eukaryota; Metazoa; Chordata; Actinopteri; Istiophoriformes; Xiphiidae. The coding region runs from base 346 to 3759 and encodes 1137 amino acids.
AACGCCGCACAUCAGCUGGUGCCCGGGACACUUUCUCACUCAUUGAUGUGUACUCGCCUUCGCUCUGUCCAUCAUGCGUGUGGGAAGGGACGCCUCUCCAGAGGAAAGGGAAUUUGAUUACCAACAUGCAUAAUUGUGGAAUAAACAAAUCCGACACAGAUCCAGCUGCCGCUGCCGCUGCCGCUAGCUCGCUAGGUAGCUAGCCACCGUAGCUCAGCAGCCCGUGGGAAAAGAGCUAACCGUGGCUACCUACAGUUAACCUCCAAGACGUGGGAGUUGAUCAUUACUAUUACCUGGCUGCCAAGCCAGCUAGUUGCUUAUUUUUGUGUAACGUAAAGGGACAAAAUGGAACUGUUCCAAGCCAAAGACGAUUACAUUCUCCAAAGCGGGGACCGUGCUCUGUGGUACAGCCGAAAAGAUGGGACCAUGACCGUCAGACCUGCAACAGACCUGUUGUUGGCUUGGAAUCCAGUGUGUUUGGGUUUGGUGGAAGGUCUCAUUGGAAAGAUACAGCUUCACACAGAUCUUCCUCUCGGCCUCAUAUUAAUCCGCCAGAAAGCACUGGUGGGCCAUUUACCAGGCAACCACAAAGUCUACAAGAUCACCAAGAUAGCUGUCAUUCCUCUGUCUGACGAAGAGCCUCAGGAGCUUGAGCUGGAGCUGUGCAAGAAGCAUCACUUUGGAAUCGACAAACCAGAGAAAGUGGCCCAGUCUCCCGAUGAGUCAAAGUUUUUGAUGAAAACUUUUAGUCAGAUCAAAUCUAAUGUGGCUGUUCCCAUCAAGAAAAAGGUCAAGGAAAACAAAGAGAAGGAGCGGUUGGAGAGGCGGCUGCUGGAUGAGCUGUACAAGAUAUUCAUGGACUCUGACUCCUUCUACUACAGCAUGACCUAUGACCUGACAAACAGUGUGCAGCGUCAAGGAGACUCUGAUAAGACCAGCUUACCCCUAUGGAAACAGGUGGAUGACCGUUUCUUCUGGAAUAAACACAUGAUCCAAGACCUUAUUGACCUUCAGGUCCCGGAGGUUGACUUCUGGGUGAUACCAAUCAUCCAGGGGUUUGUACAAGUGGAGGAACUGGUGGUGAACUACAACGAGGCAUCCGAUGAGGAGAGGAGCAGCCCCGAGACCCCACCACAGGAGGUCACCUGCGUCGAUGACAUCCAUCCUCGCUUCACGGUGGCUCUGAUCUCCAGACGUAGCCGCCACCGCGCAGGGAUGCGGUACAAACGCAGAGGAGUGGAUACUGAUGGUCAUGUGGCUAAUUAUGUAGAGACAGAGCAGUUGAUCCAUGUGCACAGCCACACUCUUUCCUUUGUGCAGACUCGUGGCUCUGUGCCUGUCUUCUGGAGCCAGGCGGGGUACCGCUACAACCCCCGGCCACGCUUAGAGAAAGGAGAGAAGGAGACCAUGUCUUACUUUGCAGCUCACUUUGAAGAACAGCUUAAACUCUACAAGAAGCAGGUCAUCAUUAACUUAGUGGAUCAAAGUGGACGAGAGAAGCUAAUUGGCGACGCAUAUCUGAAGCAAGUCCUGCUUUACAACAACCCAAACCUCACAUAUGUUUCAUUUGACUUCCAUGAGCACUGCCGAGGUAUGAAGUUUGAGAACGUACAAAUACUGACAGAUGCAAUUUCCGAUAUCAUCACUGACAUGAAGUGGGCCUGGGUGGACCAAGCAGGAGUCAUCUGCAAGCAGGAGGGAAUCUUCAAAGUCAACUGUAUGGACUGUCUUGACAGGACCAAUGUGGUUCAGGCUGCUAUCGCUCGGGUAGUGAUGGAACAACAGCUGAAGAAACUGGGUGUGAUGCCUCCAGAGCAGCCUCUCCCUCUCAAGUGCUACAGGAUUUAUCAGAUUAUGUGGGCCAACAAUGGAGACACCAUCAGCAGACAGUACGCAGGCACAGCAGCGCUCAAGGGAGAUUUCACCAGAACGGGGGAGAGGAAACUGGCUGGUGUGAUGAAGGAUGGCGUGAACUCGGCCAACCGCUACUAUCUAAACCGUUUUAGGGAUGCUUACAGACAAGCAGUCAUUGACCUAAUGAUGGGCCUGCCAGUGACUGAGGACCUCUACUCCAUCUUCAGUAAAGAGAAGGAGCAUGAAGAGAAAGAAAAAGAGAGCCAAAGAGGAGCUCAGGAGCAGGUCAGCCUCCUGCUUCAGACGUACAUGCAGCUUUUGCUGCCAGAUGAUGAGAACUUUCACGGUGGAUGGGCCCUCAUCAGUUGUGACAUGAGCCUCACUGAUGCAACCAACAAAGAUGUGGAUGUGCUGCUCCUUCUGUCUGACAAAGCAUACUACAUUGCAUACUACGAUGAAGAAGCAGAUAAAGUCAAUCAAUACCAGCGCCUCAAUUUAGAGGGUUUGGAAAAGAUCGAAAUUGGUCCAGAGCCUACUCUGUUUGGGAAGCCAAAGUUCUGCUGUAUGCGUUUGCAUUACAGGAAUGAAGAGACGAGUGGAUACUUUCACACGCUGAGAGCAGUAACACGUAAUCCUGAAGAUGAUGGAAAAGAUACAUUGCAAUGCAUAGCUGAGAUGCUUCGCAUAACAAAACAGGCCACAGGGUUGGACCUGCUUGUGGUUGAAAAGAAGCUGGAGAGGCGACAGAGUAGACCUCACGAGGAUAUAAUGGGGAUCCAGAACAAACCUGCUGAUCAGAUCCAGGGUAGCUCCGGUUUGGCGCAAGGCAAAAGUUUCCUCCUGAACAAAUUCUCCUCUCUCAAUCAGAAAGUUAAACAGACCAAGACAAAUGUAAACAUUGGCCCCUUCAAGCCCCUGGGGAAGCUGGGCAACUUCUCUAAGCCUGAUGUAAAAGUCAAUUUCCUGAAACCAACUAUGCAUGUCAACCUGUGGAAGUCAGACAGCAGCUUGGAGACAUCAGAUAACAACCCUGGCACAGGACCCUUGAAAGACAAUUGCGACGAGCACUCUGAAAUCUCAGACGACUCGGAUUCCUAUAAUUCUGACCCAGAGCACCCGUGUUCUGGUUCUUUAGAAAACGUGGACUAUGUGCUGCCCAGCUGUGGCAUUGUAGCAUCAAACCCACGACUGGGCAGCCGCUCCCAGUCCAUUGGUAGCGUGGAGCUAAAUAUCCCCUCUGUUAUCCGGGUCACUGGCUGUGACGGAACGCAGGAAAUCUCCUCUCAAGUCAACGAUGACAAGUCUCCAGGUGCCGCCUCGGUGGCCGAGGAAGCCAUUCUGAUUGACUUUGGUACUCCCAUUGAUGCCUACUGCCACCAGUUUGUCCAGGAUGCCCAGACCAAACCUGUUGAAGUGUUUGGAGAGCACCCGCCAGCUCCUGUACCUCCACUCAACCCUGUGGUGCCUGUCCAGAGUAAGACCCCAGCAGACUCAGACAAGCAGCCAAGCUCUGAGCCACAGCAUCAGCAGGAAGAGCCCCAGCUCCCCAGGCCAUCCCAACUAGACGUCCAGUCCACUACCUCCGGUUCCAACCUCCUCACCGUCCAGAAGCCCAGCUCUGCGGUCUCAGGAGGCUCUCAAAGGAGUCUGUCUUCACAGAUGGAGGGCAGCCUCGGCCCUUCACCUGCUGACAGCAACGGCAGCCGAGUGGUGUCCCCCUUUGCCAAGAUCAAGAGCUCCAUGGUCCAGGUGGCCAGCUUUACCCAGGCGGGACUCACCCAGGGCAUCAACUUUGCUGUGGCAAAGGUACAGAAGAGCCCCGAGCCAGAUACUGUCAACGAGGCCCAAGAGAGCGAGCUGAAGGCAAUGUUUACACAGUGCCAGACCAGGAUCAUUCAGAUCUAGUGCUUUCCUUGUAGCAGCACGUGUUGAAACUUCCUGUAUGGUAGCAGUAGCAAAAGCUUAAACAUAGUGUCACUACUUGGCCAAGAAAUGCGCUCUUGAAUUUGCCCUUUCGUUAACCUUGCCCAAAUCUAAUUAUGACUCUUGUACAGAAUUUACAAAUAUAUACUUAAGCCCCACACGACAGUGACCAUGUUUACAUGCACAUAAUUAUGGAUUCCCUUACUCUGGAGAGAGCACUGAUUGUCUGGUCCAGUCUUUUGAUAUAAGGGACGUUUAGCUCUCGUCCCUUUCACCAUGCGAUCUUACACACUUAUUGAUGACAGUGUUUUGCCCUGUCUUUUAUUUGUCGAUAAUCUAUAGCUGUCAUCUAUAUAUUCCUUCCCCAUGGAAAUUCCGAUAAUGGCGUUAACAUGACAUUUCUGAUGUAAAUGUCUCAGAGUACCAGUACAUAGUACCUAGGCUGAGUAUAAAAAUUGCAUAUGGUGAAUGUUUAGUAUUUGGGGAAUCUGUUAUAAUUCCCACGUGUCAGUGAAAACUUUAUGCAGUAAAAUGUUAUUGAAAUGAUUGUAUGUACGUCUAAAUCCUAAAUCAAUCCAGAAAUCCUGGUCUAUAAUUACAGUUUUCUUAUUGAAUUCCAAAGAUAUCCUUAUUAUGAUUACCUUAAGAGACAAGAGAUAAGAAUAUGUUUAGGUUUUUAAGACAUUUUAAACUUGUACUUCCAGAGUGGUAUGGAUGGUACUUUUGUGCCUGUAAACAUGUCACUGUCCUUGCUCUGAAAAGUUAUUUAAUUACCCACCGUUGCUUGCAUAUGAGGUUAACGGUACCAACUGAUUUUAACAAGGCAGGUAAACACGAGCCGCAUGGUGAAAGGCCAACUCUGACUCUGUCAUGCACUGUAAGUCAUCCUAUAUGUGCAGGUCACUUACCGGCAUUUGUGAUAUAGACCUCGUAACAGCCUUCAAUUUGUAACAGUUGUUGUAGAAUCCAACCAUAUAUCUCGUGAUUCCCAAAGGACAGUUCUGUGUCAACUAUUACCCUUUGUAUAGCUCUCAGAAACUAGCCAGGCGACAUACUGUACGUAAUUAUCCAAUGUAAUAUCAAUGUUAUCAAGUGUAACUUAGAAGAUAUACCGUUAUAGAAAUUAUGACUACACAAGACCUUAGUAAGAGUAUCCUGGUCGUUGAUAUGUACAGUGAGUAUUGUAUGUUUAACUGUUCCCUGAGUAGAACCUUCCCUUAAGCUUUUUGUAUUGAUGGUAGGGUGGCAGCUUAAUAUGUUCAAAGAGGUAUGAGCAUUAUAUUUUGAAAAGAACGCCCAGUACUGUCAUUGCUAACCAUGAGUAGCCAGAAAACUGCUGGUUGGAGUAUUGAAAGAACUCCUCUGCUAGUGGUUGUACUGCUUCAUCAUGAGGGUUUGUUUGAACUGGGUCCUCAGCCAGCGUUGUAGAUUGACGUUGCAUGACUAAGACAGGAGAGUAGCAUAUAGUAGGUAUAUAUGCAAUUCCACCCACCCAGUUAUUAGAGACACUGACGCUUUAUGCACUCCCCAAACUGAAAGCAUAUUUGCCUUAACAGGGAAUUGAAGUGGGAUUAUGUAUAUCAGGUAUUUAUGGCAAAAUCUACCUUUUUAAGUCCGUUCUUACAUGUUACAUUUGGUGUACUGUAUAAAAGAAUAUGUUCAGGGUUACUGUAUGUCGUCACGCUUAAUCUUGGGAUAUUUCAUCUACUGGCACAUAACAUUCUCCCUGGAAAUGAGCAGGUUUAAGAGAUGUAAACAGUGUGUAUGUCCUGUACAGUAUGUAUGAGUUUGUGUGUUUGAGUAUCCCUGCUGCUGCUGGUGUUCAGGAUUGCUCGCCUUAGAGCCCUAGUGAUAUUUAUGUGCUGCGGACCUGUAAACAUUGUUGAAUUGUACGUGUUUUUUCGUUAACCUCAGGAACUGAGGUUUUGCCUUAUUGGGCACCCGUUGUACUUUAUAGCUGUUGUCAUCCGGCGAAAAUCUCCUACAGGACCUUGUUUCUCCAGAAGAAAUUAUAAUGAACCAAGGCCACCUCAUCCCACUGUUGCAUAUAUUGGUGUCUGUUUCUCUUAAAUAAUUAGUUUUGCUUCGAGCUGAAAUAUCCCAAGAUAAACGGUCAGGCGUUUCAUAUUUUGCUAUUUUUGCCUGUUUUCUGCAUUUAGCUUGCACACCAGCAGAUAAGAUGUGGGAUACUUGUAUAUUUUAUCUGACUAAAAUUGUAUUAAGUGAGACCGUAGCCUUGGCUGCUUUGUGGGUGCUAGAUUAUAUAGUAAGUGAACCUGCUGAUAGCGUGUGGUGCUGCCAAAGCUUGAAGGUAACAGCUGUAAUGCAAAGUUUUAAUGCAGAGGGUAAAAGGCGUUUUUUUGUUGUUUUUUUUUAAACUAACUUUUGGAUUGCAAAACACUGGAGCAGUUCUCAAGCAAAGCAGAAACUUAUUCUGUCCUAAACUGGCUGUAUCAAGGUAAAAGGAACAGUAAUCUUCAACAUUCCUGAUAGAGACUACAAUGCUAGAGUGCUGGUGUCUGUUUUUUUUAUAUGCAAAAGCUGACAUAGUUAGAUUUAAGCCUUUAUUUGCUCGGUGGGAUUUUUUUUUCUCUCUACCCUUUGUUUUUACACCAAGUGCUUUUGCAACCACCUCUUCAUUUGUCUGUGGUUGUCCUCUCCUCCAUUAGGACCCCAGACCGUGACAAGUUAUCAUGUGACUAGAGGUCUUAAAGCAUUUGAUUUGCACUGUUCAAGUACAUUUUCUAGCAUUAGCACCGUUUCAUCUGAAUGUCUGUGGUCAUGUCUCUCCUCCUUACCAACUGACUGUUGUUAUUGUUUUCCACAGUGUACUGAGAUUGUAUUGUAUAUUAAAGUAUCCUAUUUAUUCUUAUCCUUUUCAGGUGCGUUACUUGAUAACAAAGUGCACUGUACACUCUUUGUUUAGGAAGAUAUUCCAUUGGA